This is a messenger RNA of Xylona heveae TC161, 873 nucleotides long. RefSeq names its product transcription initiation factor TFIIE, beta subunit. NCBI's taxonomy places the organism in Eukaryota, Fungi, Ascomycota, Xylonomycetes, Xylonales, Xylonaceae. The transcript has a single exon. The coding region runs from base 1 to 873 and encodes 290 amino acids. Gene Ontology annotation, biological process: transcription initiation at RNA polymerase II promoter. Gene Ontology annotation, cellular component: transcription factor TFIIE complex. The record is from RefSeq and is a predicted model, not a curated record.
AUGUCCUACCUACAGAACCAACUCAAAGCAUUCAAAUCCGAUCUGACCUCAUCUUCGGCGAAGCUCUCUACAAAGCGCAGCGUCAAUGCGCCGGCAACAUCAACGCCGUCACCUUCCCCAUCCGUUGUAUCGGCGGCGAGUAAGAAUGACCUCAAACGGAAACGGCCCGACGGGCCAGCAAUAGUCUACUCGCAGCCGGCCGAUACUGGCACAGGCAAACACAUCAUGACCCAAGUUACCUAUGCAGUCGAUUAUCUGAAGUCAAAGGACAAGCCGCAAACGCUCAAAGACAUAUUCAGUUACUUGUCUCUGCAGCACGCUGAAGAAUCAAACCGAAAAAGUAUCGGAACGAUUCUGAAAAACCAUGAGAAAGUCGAGUACGACCGCAACGGAGCUAAUGGGGAGGGGACCUUCCGUUUUAAGCCGAUCCACAAUAUCCGGUCAAAAGACGAGCUGUUGCGGUUCUUGCAAACCCAACCUACAGCGCAGGGUCUCUCAGUGCGAGAGCUCAAGGAUGGAUGGCCAGGCGCGGUGGCGGCGAUAGACCAGCUCGAGGAUCAAGGGAGAUUGUUGGUGAUUCGUAAUAAAAAGGACGCACAGGCGAAGAUGGUCUGGGCAAAUGAUCCGUCAUUGGCGCAAACUGUGGAUAGAGAAUUUCAGGACUUAUGGCACAAGAUCAAGUUGCCCACGACCCAGGCAGACCUCGCCGGAGAGCUCGAAAAAGCCGGUUUAACCCCCACGAGCAAAGCAGAAGUGAUCAAGGUCAAACCAAAGAAGGAAGAAAAGAAGCGAAAGACGGCGAGAAAGGGUGGACGCACCACAAACACGCACAUGUUGGGCGUUUUGCGGGAUUAUUCUCACUUGAAGAAGUGA